Ananas comosus (pineapple) is the source of this 1088-nucleotide messenger RNA. RefSeq names its product short-chain dehydrogenase TIC 32, chloroplastic. The transcript has 7 exons. The record is from RefSeq and is a predicted model, not a curated record. The coding region runs from base 2 to 937 and encodes 311 amino acids. Lineage: Eukaryota; Viridiplantae; Streptophyta; Magnoliopsida; Poales; Bromeliaceae.
GAUGCAGUCCAUAAAGGAAGCAUUGAGAUAUUUAAUGGGUUUUGCUGGCCCAAGUGGUUUUGGUUCCAGUUCAACUGCUGAUCAAGUCACUGCUCAGGAUUCCUCUCACUCAAUCCCUCCUAAUCUCACUGCAAUUAUCACUGGGGCAACAUCAGGUAUUGGUGCAGAAACCGCAAGAGUGUUAGCAAAGAGAGGGUUGAGGCUAAUAAUCCCUGCAAGGGAUGUGAAGAGAGCAGCUGAGGUUAGAGAGAGAAUCCGGCGAGAGUCGCCGACCGCCGAGAUCGUCGUGAUCGAGAUGGACUUGAGCUCGAUCGCCUCGAUUCGGAGAUUCUGCGCUCGAUUCCUCGCCCUUGGAUUGCCUCUCAACAUCCUCAUAAAUAAUGCUGGGAAGUUCUGCCGAAGGCCGCAGUUUACCGACGACAAAUAUGAGAUGACUUUUGCUACAAAUUACUUGGGUCAUUUUAUAUUGACAGAGACUUUGAUAGAGAAAAUGGUCGAGACGGCGAGGGAAACUGGAAUAGAGGGGAGAAUAAUCAACGUCUCGUCGAUAAUUCAUAAAUGGGUCAAAAGAGACGGAUUUCGCCUUUCAAAUAUGCUCAAGCCCAAAGAUUAUAAUGCUACCACUGCUUAUGCACAAUCGAAAUUGGCUAACAUUAUGCAUGCAAAGGAAAUAGCAAGGCAAUUGAAGGUGUUCCUGAUGCAUUGUGAAACAGAUUGUAUAUUUUUCCUUACAUCAAGGCUACUGAAAACACCAUCACAGGGUGCUUCCACCACAUGUUAUGUUGCUCUGAACCCACAAGUUCAAGGAAUAUCAGGAAAAUACUUCGUUGAUUGCAAUGAAAGUUCUUGCUCGAGCCUAGCAGAUGAUGAGAUCGCAGCCCAGAAUCUUUGGAAGGAAACGCGUACGCUCGUUCGCAGAUUAAUCAGCAAGCCGUAAUAUGUUUUUAGAUUUAAAAGAAUACAAAUAAUUAAAAAAAUAGCGGUUUUCUUGGAUGUACGAAGAGUAUAAUUUGUAUGUAAACACUCUUGUUGGAAAAAACUUUAGUGGGGAGCUCCCGAACAAAGCCUCGUUGAGGAGAUCUCGAUCA